CUUCUGGGAGAUGAAGUCCAGAACGCCUGGAAGCCCAGAGUUCGACGAAGGCGGCGAGCCUAAAGCGUCCUCCGCGAGGCCAAGCCAUGGCGGCGGAUCUGAGCGCGGUGCCGGAGGUGGAGAUAGACGCCGAAGGGACCUUCAAGUACAUCCUGCUGCGGGUGCAGCGCGGCGGCAGCGAAGAGCACCGCGACAUUGUGCGGGGAACCGCGGCUGCCGAGUUCCACAAUCAUAUAUUUGAAAAAGUUAGUCCAGAAAUGGAAAAGCUGGGCUUUGUAUGCAAAUGUCUUGGAGGAGGAAAAAUAGAGCAUAAUAGCAAAGACAAGAAAAUACGUGUAUUUGGACUUUCUACAGGGUAUGGUAAAGCUGAUCAUUCUGUGACUGUAGAAAUACUGAAGAGAACGUAUAAGGAUUAUCAGAUCUCCUGGUCAGAUGACAAGAAAUGAACUGCUGCUCUGUAAUGUAAAGUACAAAAGCAAAUUACUUUUGCUUUUAACACAGAUGGGCUUGAUUUCUAAUUCUCCCAGGAAGUAUGAGUGAUUGUGUUGAUGCUAAAUAAAAAACUUGAAUGUGAAUGUGUGUAUACACAGUUCAUAAAAUAGGUUUUGUAAAAUAUUCUUCGACUUAGUAGAAAAACUGGAAUGGGAGUUGUGUUGGGAAGCAAACAUUAAUAAAUAUGCUGAAUUGCAUCAUGA
Anolis carolinensis (green anole) is the source of this 695-nucleotide messenger RNA. RefSeq names its product 14 kDa phosphohistidine phosphatase. Gene Ontology annotation, biological process: peptidyl-histidine dephosphorylation. Lineage: Eukaryota; Metazoa; Chordata; Lepidosauria; Squamata; Anolidae. Gene Ontology annotation, cellular component: cytosol. Bases 87 to 446 code for a protein of 119 amino acids. The record is from RefSeq and is a predicted model, not a curated record. Gene Ontology annotation, molecular function: protein histidine phosphatase activity. The transcript is spliced from 3 exons.